Enhydra lutris kenyoni (northern sea otter) is the source of this 618-nucleotide messenger RNA. RefSeq names its product metalloproteinase inhibitor 1-like. Lineage: Eukaryota; Metazoa; Chordata; Mammalia; Carnivora; Mustelidae. Gene Ontology annotation, molecular function: metalloendopeptidase inhibitor activity; protease binding. The record is from RefSeq and is a predicted model, not a curated record. Gene Ontology annotation, cellular component: extracellular matrix. Gene Ontology annotation, biological process: negative regulation of membrane protein ectodomain proteolysis; negative regulation of endopeptidase activity.
AUGGAUCCUUCAUUCCUCCUGGCCUUUCUUUUGCUCCUGGCCCUAUCAACACCUUGCAGUGCUUGUAAUUGUAAAAUUCAGCACCCUCAGACGUAUUACUGCACAUCGGACGUUGUCAUACUGGCUGAUAUACUAGGACCAGAGAACACCAGGACAAAACGAGGUUUCAGAGUGAAUGUCACUAAGGUACUCAAGGCUCCCCGGGGCACCCCAAGAAUCCGUGAGAUCUACACACCCAUCAAUUGGGUGGACUGUGGUUAUGGUUUGAGAACCUGCCAGCAGUCACUGUUACUUAUUGCAGAUGAGCGCUUUCUGAGGUCAGGGACAGUGUUCUUCACAAGGUGCCAUCUGGUCUAUUUCUGGUACCAGCUCACCAGAGAGCAGAAGCUGGGUUUCGAGGCAGCGUACAGAGCAGGAUGCGAAUGUGAAGAUGGGGGGUAUAGACAAGAGGUGGGCAGUCCGCUAUCUCCCUGCACCCUUAGAUUCAGCCCUGUCUCAUCUGCCGGCGUGACUGUCCUCAACCUGACUUCAGAGAGUGUGUGUGGAAACAGAAGGACUGUGACCACAAAAUAUGGGAAGGAAACCAUUCCCAGUACUCCAUGUGUGUCCCCUCCAUGA